AUUCGAAAAAAAAAAUUUUAAAAGAUAUUUUUGACUCAAUUUUGUACGUUGUGAGAUUAGAUAUAAACAUACCCAGGUUUUUUUUUGGUGUAUAGAUACAAUUCAAGGCUUUCUUUCAGGUGUUCUGUUCAUACAAAUUUGUUAAAUAUUUUAACAAAAGGGGUUCUGGUUUUCUGAUAUCGAGAACCAGGUGCUCAUGAUCAAGAACAAGGACAAUAAUUUCAUCGAUUUGUUGGUUUUUUGGUAAAGAAAUCUGUUCUGGGUUGGGGGAGCUUUUUUUUUUUUUUCGUUCACCUUUUUACCAACUUUUUAAAAAAAAUCAUAUAACGGUUUGUUUACGUACGUGGCAAGAAUCUAUCGGUUGGCUGUUUCAUUCUUUGAAGAGGUUGACAUUGAUUGACGACGUUCUGAUUGGCGGUUCGAGGUAAAGGUGGUUUUUUUAAUCAUAAUAACACCUGAGGCGCGUAUGAUUUUGUUGGUUUUAUUGUGUGUUGGGGAAGGAAAAAAAAUUGAUUUUGUUGAUUUUUAUUUAUUUAUUGUUUUUGGCUGCUAUGAGGAAAUGAUAAUUAUAUUUGCUGAUAUUUGGGUGGAUAAUGAGAUUUGUUUUAAUUAACGCGUGGGAGUGAUUGAUUGACAGAUAGCUAUGAGUUGUUUCAUCAGAAAGGGUGUUCUUUGAUCUUAUUUAUAGUCACUGAGGAUCAGUUUGUUGGCCCUUUGUAAGGUUUCCUUCAUUGCAAUUCUUGUGAAUUUUGCUCUACUAGUUUUUGGCUCUGGAAUCUGUAGAUUGCAGAAUUUUAAGGUACGUUCAUGGAAAUUAUGAACUUGUUUUAGUUUAUUUGAGCAUUGAUUUGGAUUAGUCAUUUGCUCUGAGAAGGAAAAGUGAGAGUUACUUUGAUAGGUGGAUUGGUGGACAUAAUAGUUCGCUAUCUGUUCGUAGAAAUUCUGAAAUUGUAUUGUUGCUGUUGGUGAAAGUAUCUUUUGGGUGAAUUGCGCGGUACAUGGUUUAUGGUUCGAUAUGAGUGUCGAAUGAAGAUAACAUCAUGAGUAGGGGCAGUAGGAUUGUUUACAGAUGGAUCCUCCUAAUAAGAGAUUUUCCGAGAUAGUUGGUUUAGUAAAGUCGUGGCUCCCUUGGCGAACAGAGCCUGAUGUAUCGAGGGAUUUUUGGAUGCCUGAUCAUAGCUGUAGGAUGUGCUAUGAAUGCGAUUCUCCGUUCACAUUAUUCAACCGAAGACACCAUUGUAGACUCUGCGGCAGGGUUUUCUGUGCCAAGUGUACGGAGAACUCGGUUCCUGCGCCAUCUGAUGAUCCAAGGAUUCCACGAGAUGAGCGGGACAAGAUUCGGGUUUGUAACUAUUGUUUCAAGCAGUGGCAUCAGGGCAUAACUGCAGUUGAUGAUGGAGUGAUGGUGCCGACUCAGGAUGUCAGUUGUUCUCCUUCAGCCACUAGUUUCCUCAGCACUAUUUCCAGUGGAACUGCUCACAGUAGUUUUAGUCUUAGCUCUCUACCAUAUCCUGCUGGAUCAUAUCAACAAUUUCAACCGAGGUCUAUUCUUGUUGCCCAUCAACUGUCUGCAAUUAAUAAAAACAUUGAUAGGCCCAUAAAGAUAGCACCAAAGAGGAGCAAUGAUCUGACAACUGAUGCAGAAGAUGCAUCUUCAAGCCAAUUUGAGUUUUCAUUCCACAGGAGCGAUGAUGAGGAUGACGAGUUCAGCUUUUAUAUGUCUGAUUGUGACACGAAGCAUCUCUCUCUAGAAAGCGGCUAUCAUACUCCUUUUGAAUUUGAGGAUAUUAGCAAUGAUGACGGGUCAUUUAAAUUUCAUCCCAAUAAAGAAAAUAUUGAGUUCAAAAGUGUAAGCUGUUCUCCAAGAACCCACGCUUUCCCUUCACCAGCUUUGGAACGAAUAUCACAGCUUGCGAAGAAAGAUGAGCGGGAAGCUGAUGAUGAAUGCAAAGCAUCAUCUUCGGAUGGUCCUAUAGAUUUUGAAGAUAAUAAACUUCUCUGGCUCCCUCCUGAACCCGAAGAUGAAGAAGAUGAUAAGGAAGCUUCUUUCUUUGAUGAUGAUGAUGAUGAUGGAGAUUGUGAUGUUACAGGAGAGUGGGGAUUUCUUCGCACAAGCAGCUUUGGAAGUAGGAAGACUCAGUUUAAGGGUAAGUCGAGUGAGGAGCAGAAGAAAGCAAUGAAGCAUAUAGUUGAUGGACAUUUUAGGGCUUUGGUAUCUCAGCUUUUACAGGUUGAGAACCUUCCUGUGGGUGAUGAAAAUGAUAAAGAAGGCUGGUUAGAGAUCAUCACUGCUCUUUCAUGGGAGGCUGCUACGCUUUUAAAGCCAGACAGAAGCAAAGGGGGAGGGAUGGAUCCUGGUGGAUAUGUUAAAGUGAAAUGCAUAGCUACUGGACGUCGCUGUGAGAGCAUGAUUGUCAAAGGAAUUGUUUGCAAGAAGAAUGUUGCUCAUCGACGAAUGGCUACAAAAAUGGAGAAACCUCGGUUGUUGAUCCUUGGUGGAGCUCUUGAAUACCAGCGAGUGUCUAACCUACUUUCAAGUUUUGAUACUUUGUUGCAGCAGGAAAUGGACCAUUUGAGGAUGGCUGUAGCAAAGAUACUUACACAGCAACCCAAUAUCCUUCUGGUAGAGAAAUCAGUUUCUCGAUUUGUCCAGGACAACCUUCUUGAAAAGAACAUAUGCCUUGUUCUCAAUGUCAAGAGGUCAUUGUUAGAACGCGUUGCACGCUGCACAGGUGCUCAAAUUAUCCCUUCAAUUGAUCAUCUCUCUUCUCAGAAGAUGGGUUACUGUGAAAAGUUUCAUGUUCAGAGGCUCGUGGAAGAUCUUGGUUCUGCUGGACAAGGAGGAAAGAAAUUGACCAAGACAUUAAUGCAUUUUGAAGGCUGCCCAAAGCCAUUCGGUUGCACUAUAUUACUUAGGGGAGCAAAUGGAGAUGAAUUGAAGAAAGUCAAGCAUGUGGUCCAAUAUGGAAUUUUUGCAGCUUAUCACUUGGCUCUGGAGACAUCAUUUCUUGCUGAUGAAGGAGCCUCUCUGCCGGAGUUGCCUUUGACUGUGGCACAUUUGGAUAAACCAUCAAACGUGGCGAGGUUCAUAUCAACAGUUCCUGGUUUUGCUUUUCCUGCCAAUAUAAUGUCCCAGGAACAACAAACAGCUAAUAGUAUUUCCUCUUUAGAUCUACCAUCAUCAAAUGUCUUUAGUAACUUUCAGAAGAUAAAAAAAACUCCACCAUAUUAUUUACCUAAUGGUACAAGCUUGUUGUCUUCAAGCGCACCCCCUUUAGAAUUCACUGCCCUUCCACUAUCCACUUCUGGAAAAGAUAUCUCAGAUGCAUUUUCCAAGGAAAAUGAUAUGGACACCAAAGAAUCUUCAAUGAUGGAAGCUUUUGUGGAGAAAAGUCAGGGUUUCUUGAAUAAUGAUCUCACUUCUAGUAGUGUUGUACCAUUAGAAUCUUCAGGGCUAGUUUUUAGUGCACACACUGACCAAGAGAAUCAUAACAAAGCAGUUGAAAUUCAGUCAGGUGAUUCAGAGUCAUCCUCUAUGCAACAAGAUAGUAAUAACCUUAAUAACUGUCCUGAGGAGCCAAAAACUUUGAAAGAAGAAUUUCCGCCAUCUCCCAAAGACAAUCAGAGCAUUUUGGUUUCUUUAUCAUCUCGAAGCGUGUGGAAAGGGACUGUCUGUGAAAGACCCCAUCUCUUUCGAAUAAAAUAUUACGGCAGUUUUGAUAAACCUUUGGGUCGGGUUUUACGGGAUGAUUUAUUGGAUCAGAGUUACCGAUGCCAUUCAUGUGACUUGCCUUCGGAAGCACACGUUCAUUGUUAUAGUCAUCAACAAGGAACCCUCACCAUAUCUGUUAAGAAACUCUCUGAAGGUUUCUUAUCUGGUGAAAGACUGGGCAAGAUCUGGAUGUGGCACAGAUGCAUGCAAUGUCCCAGGGCCAAUGGCUUACCUCCGACCACUCGGAGAAUAGUGAUGUCUGAUGCUGCUUGGGGUUUAUCUUUUGGGAAGUUUUUGGAGCUUAGUUUUUCAAACCAUGCAGCUGCAAGCCGGGUUGCAAGCUGUGGCCAUUCUUUACAUAGAGAUUGUCUUCGUUUCUACGGAUUUGGGAGAAUGGUUGUUUGCUUUCGUUAUGCUACAAUCAGCGUCCAUUCUGUCUACCUUCCACCCUCACAAGUUAGUUUUGACUAUGAGAAUCAGGAAUGGAUACAAAAAGAAACAGAUAAGGUGGCUGACCGGGCAGAGCAUAUGUUUUCCGAAGUACUCAAUUCCCUAGGUAAAAUUACAGAAAAGUUAAUUGCCACAGUGGCACCUCAUGGUAUCGCAAAAAUGCCUGAGCUGAGACAACAAACUUCUGAACUUGAAGGAAUAUUACUAAAGGAGAAAACGGAGUUUCAGGAAUCGUUGCAAAAGGCUUUGAAAAGGGAAGUCAGAAAAGGGCAACCUGUUAUUGACAUUCUUGAAAUUAACCGGUUGAGGCGGCAAUUACUUUUCCAAUCUUAUAUGUGGGACCACCGCCUGGUUUUUGCUACCAAUUUGGAAAACUACAGCCUUCAGGACAGUGUCAGCGAUUCGACUUCAGGACAUGAGGACAAAUCCCCAACUGGUGACGAAAAGCUCAAAGACAUCGAUAUGCUGGAACUUGGAAAAAGCAAUGAAUGCUCUGACCAAAGAGAACUGAAUGGCAGCACCAAUUGGUCAGACCUGAUACAUCAAGAACCAAACACGAGUGAAAAUUUAAAUCCAGUAUCUGAAGACUGUGGUAAUCUUUCUGAUAGCCACAGCAUGUAUGACCGACUGGAUUGUGAGAAACCUAUGGAAAAUGUUCGCCGGGCCUUGUCUGAAGGCCAGUUUCCUGUCAUAGAAAAUUUGUCAGAUACCCUUGAUGCUGCUUGGACUGGCGAUAUUCAGCGAGCAGCAAUACUAGCUAUGCAACUUUCGUGUUCUCUUUCUGAUUCUGCUGCUUUUGAUAUUGGUGCUGUAGAUGCAGUAACAGAGGGGUUAGAUUUGGAUGUCCACUCUGAAGAAAAGAUUGGGCCAAAAGUUUCUCAUUCUCUUUCACCAGCAUUGUCCACUAAAGGUUCUGAGAAUUUGGAAGACGCUGUAAGCUGGUUAAAAAUGCCUUUCUUAAGCUUCUACCGUUCCUUGAACAAAAACCUUUUAGGCAAUGCUUCUAAGCUCGAUACAUUGAGUGAGUAUGAUCCAAUCUAUGUUUCUUCGUUUAGAGAGUUGGAAAUGCAAGAUGGGGCUAGAUUGCUUUUGCCAGUGGGUAUUAACGACACUGUUAUUCCUGUUUAUGAUGAUGAGCCCACAAGUAUGAUAUCAUAUGCUCUAGCAUCAUCCGAAUAUCAUUUCCAGGUAAGUGAUGAAGUGGAUGGGCCUAAAGAAAGUGGGGAUUUAACAGCUUCAGUAUCUUUAACGGAUUCAGUGAUUCAGUCGUUACUUUCUGUUGAUGAGAUGAACUUAGAUCCUCAUAGAAGUUUUGGUUCAACCGAUAACCAAACUGGAUCUCGCAACUCGAAUAUGGACCCACUUUCAUCUACAAAGUCUUUGCAUGUCAGGGUAUCUUUUGGAGAUGAUGGAUCGUCUGACAAAGUGAAAUAUACUGUUACAUGCUAUUAUGCGAAGCGAUUCGAAGCAUUAAGGAGAAUGUGUUGCCCAUCAGAGCUAGAUUUCAUAAGGUCUUUGAGUCGUUGUAAGAAGUGGAGCGCACAGGGUGGCAAGAGCAACGUUUUCUUUGCAAAAACCUUGGAUGAUCGGUUUAUCAUUAAACAAGUCACGAAGACAGAGUUGGAAUCAUUUAUAAAAAUUGCAUCUGGAUAUUUCAAGUACUUGUCUGAAUCAAUUGGUUCUCGAAGUCCGACAUGCCUGGCAAAGAUUCUCGGUAUUUAUCAGGUUACUGCAAAGCAUCUUAAAGGUGGGAAAGAGGCAAAGAUGGUUGUUCUGGUAAUGGAGAAUAUUCUGUUUAGAAGAAAUCUCACUCGGCAAUAUGAUCUCAAAGGAUCUAGAUCUCGUUAUGUUCCCAGCUCUGGUGGAAGCAACAAGGUUCUGCUAGAUCAGAACUUGAUUGAAUCAAUGCGGACUUCCCCGAUUUUCGUGAGUAGUAAAGCAAAGCGGUUAUUGGAAAGAGCAAUCUGGAAUGACACUGCUUUUCUUGCAGCAAGCGAUGUGAUGGAUUACUCGUUACUGGUUGGAGUGGAUGUAGAGAAGCAAGAGUUAGUUGUCGGAAUUAUUGAUUUCAUGAGGCAGUAUACCUGGGACAAGCAUCUCGAAACUUGGGUGAAAGCUUCAGGCAUUCUCGGUGGACCAAAGAAUGCAUCACCAACCGUAAUUUCACCAAAACAAUACAAGAAAAGGUUCCGGAAAGCAAUGGCAACUUAUUUCCUAAUGAUCCCAGAUCAGUGGUCUCCUCCUCCCAGUUCUGACAUAUCUCUGUCAGAUAGAGGCGAAGAGAACGAACAACACGAGACCUCCAUUAAGUGAUUUCAGGAGCGAAAAUCUGGGAGUUUGAACUCUCCCAUUCUGUUUUUAUUUUUUUUGUUAAUAUGAUUGGUUUCCAUUUUUUCCAUUCUUUUAGAGGGUAAUUUUUGUUUUACACAACAAAAGAGAAGUUACAUUAAAAAUUUUUGCUAGGCUUUUCAAAGCCAUGGGAAUUUCUGUCAGAGGUCAAAUAUUUAAUGACCCCUGCAUGAAUUUUUUUUGUACGAAAUAUUUAUUCUUGUAUUUAGCUUAUAGAUAAUAUAUUAGACUCUUUUGUGAA
This is a messenger RNA of Gossypium raimondii (Peruvian cotton), 6752 nucleotides long. RefSeq names its product 1-phosphatidylinositol-3-phosphate 5-kinase FAB1B. Gene Ontology annotation, cellular component: endosome membrane. Gene Ontology annotation, biological process: phosphatidylinositol phosphate biosynthetic process. Lineage: Eukaryota; Viridiplantae; Streptophyta; Magnoliopsida; Malvales; Malvaceae. Bases 1070 to 6475 code for a protein of 1801 amino acids. The transcript is spliced from 11 exons. Gene Ontology annotation, molecular function: 1-phosphatidylinositol-3-phosphate 5-kinase activity; metal ion binding; ATP binding. The record is from RefSeq and is a predicted model, not a curated record.